GACAGCUGUCCCCAGCCCCCUCCCCCAGGUCGGCCGCGGCGCUGGUGGUGGGUCCCGGGUCGCUGAUGUCCAGUUUCCGGCAGGAAACCUCGGUGGUCGCCGUGCGCACCCCCGGAGACGGUCACUAACACUCUAGGCCCAGCAGCAUCUACCAUGGACCCAGACCCCCAAGCCGGUGUGCAGGUGGGCAUGCGCGUGGUGCGAGGCGUGGACUGGAUGUGGGGCCAGCAAGAUGGCGGUGAGGGGCUCGUUGGCACCGUGGUGGAGCUCGGUCGCCACGGGAGCCCUUCGACCCCGGACCGCACUGUGGUGGUACAGUGGGACCACGGCAUUCGCACCAACUACCGCGCGGGCUACCAGGGUGCACAUGACCUGCUGCUCUACGACAACGCCCAGAUCGGCGUCCGCCACCCGAACAUCAUCUGUGACUGCUGUAAGAAGCACGGCUUGCGCGGCAUGCGCUGGAAGUGCCGUGUCUGCUUCGACUAUGACCUCUGCACACAGUGCUACAUGCACAGCAAGCACGACCUGGCACACGCCUUCGAGCGCUACGAGACGGCCCACUCACGCCCGGUUCCACUGAGCCCUCGCCAGGGCCUCCCAAGGACCCAGCUGAGGGGCAUCUUUCAGGGCGCCAAGGUGGUGCGGGGCCCUGACUGGGAGUGGGGCUCGCAGGAUGGAGGGGAGGGGAAGCCAGGCCGUGUGGUGGACAUCCGGGGCUGGGAUGUGGAGACGGGUCGCAGUGUAGCCAGUGUGACCUGGGCAGAUGGCACCACCAACGUGUACCGCGUGGGCCACAAGGGCAAGGUGGACCUGAAGUGCGUGGUGGUGGCGCCUGGCGGCUUCUACUACAAGGAGCACCUGCCCCGGUUGGGCAAGCCAGCAGAGCUGCAGCGCAGGGUCAGUGUGGAUGGGCAGCCUCUCCAUCAUGGGGACAAGGGCAAGUGUGUGCUGGACGCCGACAUCUUGCGGGAGAUGCAGGAAGGCCGUGGUGGGUGGAACCCCAGGAUGGCAGAGCGCCACUCCUUCUGGGUGGGUGAUGUGGUACGAGUCAUUGACGACCUGGACACGGUGAAGCGGCUGCAGGCAGGGCAUGGGGAGUGGACGGACGACAUGGCUCCCGCCCUGGGCCAUGUCGGGCGGGUGCUGAAGGUGUUCGGAGAUGGCAACCUGCAGGUGACUGUGGGCGGUCAGCUGUGGACCUUCAGCCCUUCCUGCCUGGUGGCCUACCGGCCCCAAGAGGACGCCAACCUGGACGUGGCUGAGCGCGCCAGGGAGAACAAAAGUGCGGGCAAUCAGCUGGGCGCCACGCGGGGCAGGGAAGCCCCGAGGUCGCCGCUCACCCCAGUGCCAUCCCCAGGUUCACUGGGGGUUGCUCUGGACAAGCUUCGAGCCCAGAAGAGCGACGUGGAGCGUCCCGGGCGCCUGGUGGUGAACGCGGCGCUGGGGGAUGUGGCCCGAGCUCUGGAUGUGCUGCGGAGGCACCCAGAACAGGUGGACACCAAGAACCAGGGCAGGACUGCUCUGCAGGUGGCCGCCUACCUGGGCCAGUUGGAGCUGGUACGGCUGCUGCUGCAGGCCCGGGCAGGCGUGGACGUGAGGGAUGAGGAAGGCCACACAGCGCUGCACUACGCGGCCCUAGGGAACCAACCUGAGGCCGCACGAGUGCUGCUCAGUGCAGGGUGCCAGCCUAACAUUGUCAGUGGCACCCGCAGUGCUGCACUGCACCUGGCCGUGCAGCGGGGCUUCCUGGAGGUGGUGCGGGUCCUGUGCGAGCAUGGCUGUGACGUCAACCUGCGUGAUGCACACGCGGACACACCCCUGCACUGUGCCAUCUCUGCGGGCACCGGCGCCAGCGGCAUCGUGGAGGUCCUCACUGAGGUGCCCGCCACCGACGUCACAGCCACCAACAGCCAAGGCUUCACGCUGCUGCACCUCGCUGCGCUCAAGGGCCACGCGCUAGCUGUCCGGAGGAUCCUGGCGCGGGCGCGGCAGCUGGUGGACGCCAAGAAGGAGGACGGCUUUGCGGCGCUGCACCUGGCCGCCCUCAACAACCACUGCGAGGUGGCGCAGAUCCUCAUCCGAGAGGGCCGCUGCGACGUGAACGUCCGCAACCGGAAGCUGCAGACGCCACUGCACCUGGCCGUGCAGCAGGCGCACGUGGGGCUGGUGCCGCUUCUGGCCGAUGCGGGCUGCAGUGUCAACGCUGAGGACGAGGAGGGAGACACGGCCCUGCACGUGGCCCUGCAGCGCCACCAGCUGCUGCCUUUGGCGGCUGGCGGCGCCGGGGGCGACCCGGGGCCCCUGCUGUCCAGGCUCCAGGCCUCGGGCCUCCCGGGCAGUGCGGAGCUGACGGUGGGCACGGCGCUGGCCUGCUUCCUGGCGCUGGAGGGUGCCGACGUGAGCUACACUAAUCACCGCGGCCGCAGCCCGCUGGACCUGGCCGCCGACGGCCGCGUGCGCAAAGCCCUGCAGGGCUGCGCCCAGCGUUUCCGGGAGCGGCACGCGGGGGGCGGAACCGCCGCCCCGGGCCCCAGGCUGACCCGCAGCACCCCCAACACCGUGACGAACCUGCACGUGGCCGCCGCGUCGGGACCCGACGCCGCCGAGUGCCUGGUUUGCUCAGAGCUGGCGCUGCUGGUGCUCUUCUCGCCCUGCCAGCACCGCACGGUGUGCGAGGAGUGCGCGCGCAGGAUGAAGAAAUGCAUCCGGUGCCAGGUGCCCAUCGUCAAGAAGCUGCGGCCAGACGGCUCGGAGGUGGCGGGUGCCGCGCCCCCGGCCGGGCCGCCCCGGCAACUGGUGGAGGAACUGCAGAGCCGCUACCGGCAGAUGGAGGAGCGUAUCACCUGCCCCAUCUGCAUCGACAGCCACAUCCGCCUGGUAUUCCAGUGUGGCCACGGCGCGUGCGCGCCCUGCGGCGCCGCGCUCAGCGCCUGCCCCAUCUGCCGCCAGCCGGUCCGCGACCGCAUCCAGAUCUUCGUGUGAACCCGCGCCCGCCCCGCUCCGGAGCCGCAUCUGUCCCGCCACUUCCACUCCCGUCGCGCCCUUCUGUGUUUUAUAAAAAGAUUCUCGGACUUGG
Sorex fumeus (smoky shrew) is the source of this 3079-nucleotide messenger RNA. It is a transcript of the gene MIB2, whose product is annotated as MIB E3 ubiquitin protein ligase 2. The record is from RefSeq and is a predicted model, not a curated record. Gene Ontology annotation, biological process: protein ubiquitination. Gene Ontology annotation, molecular function: ubiquitin-protein transferase activity; protein binding; zinc ion binding. Lineage: Eukaryota; Metazoa; Chordata; Mammalia; Eulipotyphla; Soricidae. Gene Ontology annotation, cellular component: cytoplasm. The transcript has 17 exons. The coding region runs from base 154 to 2985 and encodes 943 amino acids.